AUGGCUGCUCUUUCUUUCUCUACAUCUCCUGCCGUAUUGCACAAUUCCGCUUCUCGGGCUCCACCGGCUGCUAAAAUAACUCCAAAAUCCGUUCCUUAUUUACCCAGUACAUUCGAAAACAGCAAAUUUAUUGAUACUAACAAAAUCCUUGAAGCCCAAUCUUGGAAAUGGAGAAUAGGGUUUUCUUUAUUACCGUAUUUCUCGAUCAAAGACAGAGAGAGCCUGAAGAAGGAGCUUCUUGAGGCUAUUGAUCCACUCGACCGCGGUGCAGCGGCUUCUCCUGAGGACCAGCAGCGUAUUGAUCAGAUUGCACGUGAACUCGAGGCAGUUAACACAGUGAAGCAACCACUCAAAUCGAGUCUACUAAAUGGGAAAUGGGAGCUUUUAUAUACAACUUCUACAUCAAUUCUACAAACAAAGAGACCAAAAUUUUUACGACCAAAUGGAAAAAUCUACCAGGCAAUUAAUGUGGAUACUUUGAGGGCACAAAAUUUGGAAACUUGGCCAUUUUUCAAUCAGGCAACAGCUAAUUUGGUUCCUUUAAAUGCAAGUAGAGUGGCUGUCAAGUUUGAUGCUUUCAAGAUUGCAGCUCUGAUAACUAUCAAUUCUCGUGGAAGUGGUCGAGGUCAACUGGAAAUUACAUAUUUGGAUGAAGAGUUACGGAUAUCAAGAGGCAACCAAGGGAACUUGUUUAUAUUGAAAAUGGUUGAUCCUACAUAUAGAGUACCUCUUUAA
Molecule: messenger RNA, 735 nt
Organism: Fraxinus pennsylvanica
Lineage: Eukaryota; Viridiplantae; Streptophyta; Magnoliopsida; Lamiales; Oleaceae
Source: the annotation of a GenBank genome assembly